AUGGCUCCAGGAGCAACCAUAAUCAACCCCAGCCCCGAUACUGCUACCUCCAACCCCGACGAUAAGCCCCAUCUAUAUCAAAACUUGAACGAAAAAUCUCUACAAGAAAAGACAUCGAAAUACCUCCUCAAAUACGGCACCCAAUUCAACAAAGAUGUCAUCACGGGCAGCAAAGGCCUGUACGUAUACACAGCCUCUGGCCACAAAAUCCUAGACUGGACCUCCGGCCAAAUGUCCUGCCUGCUAGGCCACGGCCACCCCGAGAUUGUCAAAGUGAUCUCCGAUCAUGCAGCCUCCCUCGACCAUCUCUUCUCGGGGAUGGUGUCGCCCCCGGUGAUCAGUCUGGGCGAGCGACUCUGUACCCUCCUCCCGCCUGGCUUGGACAAGGCGUUCUUCCUAUCGACUGGCGGCGAGAGCAACGAGGCCGCGAUUAAAAUGGCGAAGGUGUAUACCGGGAGAUUCGAGAUCGUAGGCCUCGGCGCGAGCUGGCACGGCGUCACUGCGCAGGCGCUCGGAGCGCAGUACCACUUUGUCUUCGGGGGGAUGCAUGUGCUGCCCCCGGGGUAUCUGGCUGCGCUGAAGAAGCAGUGCGAGAAACGGGGCAUGCUUCUUAUUGUUGACGAGGCUCAGACGGGGGUGGGGCGCUGUGGAGAUCUCAUGGCGAUUAAUCAUGAGAACGUCGUGCCGGAUAUUCUGACGCUGAGCAAGACUUUGGGGAACGGGUUGCCCUUGAGCGCCGUGGUGACGAGCGCGGAAAUCGACUCCGUGUGUGCAGAGCGCGAUUUCUGCUUCUAUACUACCCAUGUGAACGAUCCGUUGCCUGCGGCUGUGGGAGACAAGGUUCUUGAGAUUGUGGUCCGGGAUAACUUGGUCGAACACUCUCGUGCGAUGGGCCGCGUUCUUCAUGAUGGGCUGAACAAGUUGAAGGAGAAGUAUGGCUGUAUAGGCGACGUGCGAGGACGCGGCCUCAUGGCAGGCGUCGAAAUCGUCCAGGAUCGUGCGACGAAGACUCCCGCACUGGAGCUGGGCAGGGCGAUUGGUGAUCGUGCCUAUGAACUGGGUCUAUGGGCGAAUCUCAGCAGUCACCCCAGCUUUGGAGGAGUGUUUAGAAUUGCACCUCCUAUCACUAUCACCGAGGAUCAGUUGCGGCAUGGUCUGGAAAUCUUGGGUAAGGCCUUUGAAACUACAACGGGGACAAUUCCACUCUAG
Penicillium chermesinum is the source of this 1209-nucleotide messenger RNA. RefSeq names its product class-III pyridoxal-phosphate-dependent aminotransferase. Lineage: Eukaryota; Fungi; Ascomycota; Eurotiomycetes; Eurotiales; Aspergillaceae. Gene Ontology annotation, molecular function: transaminase activity; pyridoxal phosphate binding. Gene Ontology annotation, cellular component: mitochondrion. Bases 1 to 1209 code for a protein of 402 amino acids. The record is from RefSeq and is a predicted model, not a curated record. The transcript is spliced from 2 exons.